AUGCGAGUCUCGAGCUACUACCCCCUCAAGGCCUUCCCGCACCGCUAUGCUCAGAUGCUCGACUGCUAUCUCCAUGGCAUGCCGAUCUGCCAGUGUCCGACGGAAUGUGAUGGAUGUCAGCGCGAGCUCGAUCCCUCCGUUGCUGCACAUCAUCUCCAGACCUGCAAACGCCGAUCCUCCAAGCUUCCCACGGCGCAUGACAACCUUACUCGUACGAUUCGGUCGAUGCUGAACGAAGCUGGUCUUCAGAGCGUCAUCGAUACAGUCGGGGAUCCUCGUUCUCGACGGCAGGUACCCUCCCAUCCUCAUGGCCGCAAGAUGAAGGGCGAUAUCCACAUCCCUGGAAUCCGCGAUCGAGGGUCCGAGCAGUACGAGGGCUUGAUGGCGGACGUGACGUUGGUCCACCCUUACAUUGGUAGCUCUGCCGACCUGACCAAGUGGGGGGAGGUCAACCUCGACGCCCUCCAUGUUGCAGCGUCUGAGAAGAUUCGCAAACAUCGCGCUGCAUAUGCCAUGACUACUCCUCCUCGAGCGUUCAUCCCUCUUGCCAUCUCGACGGACGGUACCCUGCAUCCUGACACCCUCCGCUUCAUCUGGUAUCUUGCGGACAUCAUUGCUCAGCGCUCGAUGCCUCUUGAGGAUGCGGCGUUUGGUCGGCACUUCGUGCCUGAUGACGGACCUGCUGCUGAGGUCUUGGCUCGCAAACGCGCCGCCACCUAUCAGCGCCUCACCAUGCAGCUGACGCUGGAGGCGCUCUUGUCUGGUGCGAGGCGCAUGACGCCCUUGCGGGCGCAAGCACUUCUCGAGCCAGAGGACAGCUCCUCCUCGGACUUUGUCGAGUCGCCCGAGGGGGAGUCUUCGCCGGAGGUCUCCGACUCCGAUGGGGGAAACCCUUCGAGUGGCCCCGACGAUCGGCGCGGAGCUGGCGAAGCGUCUCCGUCCCUCACUGUGACGUCGGGUGCCUCCGGAGAGCUCGACACCACUGGGGUGCUUGCUGCUGGUCCGAGCUCGCCUGCUUCCUCCCCGGCAUCGGUCGCCGGGUCACGCCGGUCCUUGGGCAUUGCCGCGGCGUCGCCGCCGUCACGGGCGGCUACCACUGACUUGGCUACCGCUGACUCGGAGGCUAGCGAGGAGGACUACCUCGAGCGGCGGACCCCCCGGGCAACGCCGGCUCCUUGCGUCACGGCGGCUAACACUGACUUGGCUACCGCUGACUCGGAGGCUAGCGAGGAGGACUACCUCGAGCGGUACCGUGUUCCUGUGUCCAGCCUCCCUCCGUCCGCUGCCCCAGGCGGACCCCCGGGCAACGCCGGCUCCUUGUCGGCGGCUGCCCUUUCUCCGUCCGCGGCCGCCCGCUUUGUGGCGGCAGCGGACGUCUCGACUGACAGUGGUCAGUCGGCUGCCUCCGGGUAUCGCGUCUAA
Molecule: messenger RNA, 1422 nt
Organism: Guillardia theta CCMP2712
Lineage: Eukaryota; Cryptophyceae; Pyrenomonadales; Geminigeraceae
Exons: 2
Coding region: 1-1422 (473 amino acids)
Source: RefSeq, a predicted model, not a curated record